Molecule: messenger RNA, 830 nt
Organism: Hibiscus syriacus
Lineage: Eukaryota; Viridiplantae; Streptophyta; Magnoliopsida; Malvales; Malvaceae
Product: TATA-binding protein-associated factor 2N-like
Exons: 4
Coding region: 106-570 (154 amino acids)
Cellular component (GO): cytoplasm
Molecular function (GO): mRNA binding
Source: RefSeq, a predicted model, not a curated record
CAAAGUCUGAUCCUCUAUAUAAAUACCCAAACCCCCUUAUUAAAUUAAACCCACAACUUUGCUUACAGCAUCCCAUUUUCUCCUGCUUUCUCAGGAGGAGGAAAUAUGAACAGGCCAGGAGACUGGAAUUGCAGGUCGUGCCAACACCUCAACUUCCAAAGGAGGGAUUCCUGCCAGCGCUGUGGAGAACCGAGACCCAGUGGCGACAGAGGCGAAUAUGGAAGUUUCGGUGGUAGCAGGAGCGGCUCAUCGUUCGGGUUCACUGGACCCGAUGUUAGGCCUGGUGACUGGUAUUGCACUGUGGGCAACUGCGGGGCUCACAACUUCGCUAGCAGAUCAAACUGCUUCAAAUGUGGUGCAGCCAAAGAUGAAUCGUCUGGUGGAUUUGAAGGUGACAUCCCACGUACGAGGGGUUAUGGCUUUGGCAGUGGCAGCUCUAGUCGCUCUAACUGGAAAUCUGGAGACUGGAUUUGCACCAGGUCGGGCUGCAACGAGCACAACUUUGCCAGCAGGAUGGAAUGUUUCAGAUGCAAUGCACCAAGGGACUCCACCCACAAAUCUUCAUACUAGCUAGUGAUUAAUAAAAUGAAAUCUUCAUUUUUGGGUACUGGUGCAGUCCCAGGAGAGAGAUCGAUGAGACAAGGCCAUCCCAGAUGUUGCUUUCUGUCUGUCUUUCUUCGUUUAGUUUGUUUGUUUGUUUAUGUUAGAUGUUUAGAUCAAUCAUGUUUGAAAGACUUGGGUUGAAGUACUUAAGCUAAAAUCAAAGUAUAUAGAGCAUGCAUGUAAUUGAUGUGAUGGUAUUUAUAUCAGUGUCUUUUAUCUUCCCUUUC